AUGACACAGACAACCCAAGUCCCAGGGACUGACAUCAAGCCCUGGUUGCAGCCAGCACCGCAAAGCUACGUCUUUACCAACGCCAACAUUGUCGACGUUGAAGCUGGCACGAUCUUGGAAAAUUCAUCACUCGUGAUCAGCGAAGGCAAGAUUCAGUCAAUCUCACAGGGAGAGCAUCAACCGACCGACCUACAUGUAAUCGAUUGUCAGGGUCGCUAUAUCUGCCCUGGAUUAUUUGAUGCCCAUGUUCACUUGUGCGCUGUGCCAGGGUUCACCGACCUGAGCAAAGCUUUUGGGAAUCCCAACGAUGUGCACCUGCUGCGCCAGCCUUAUACAGCCGCUCAGAUGCUGCACCGCGGCUUUACUAGCAUCCGUGAUUGCGGUGGAGCCCAACUCGCCUUGAAAGAGGCCAUCGAAGAUGGAGUCUUUCCAGGUCCUCGCAUCUUCCUGUCCGGUCAUGCCCUGUCACAAUUCGGGGGACACGGCGAUUUACGAAACUCGCAUGAGCACGGCCAAUGCUGCGGCGGAGUCCACAACCAAAACUCGCUCGGGCGCAUGUGCAACGGCGUGCCCGAGUGCAUGGCAGCUGUUCGCGAAGAGAUCCGGUGCGGAGCCGAUUUCAUCAAGAUCAUGGGCUCGGGCGGUGUUGCAUCUCCAACCGACAAGCUGGAGCACCUCCAAUUCACGGACGCCGAGAUCCAGGCGAUGGUGGAGUGUGCAGCGAAUGCGGGCACUUUUGUGACAGCUCAUGCGUACACGGUCAAGGCGAUCCGGCAUUGUAUUGAUAAUGGUGUUCGGGGCAUCGAGCAUGGGAACUUUGUCGAUAAACCGACUGCUCAGCUGAUGGCUGAAAAGGGCGUCUACCUGACCCCCACCCUCAUCACUUAUGCUCAGAUGGCCAGUGAUCGUUGGAAGGGUUACUUGUCUCCGGAAUCUCAGACUAAAAAUUCCCAGGUGCUUGAGUCCGGCUUGGGAGCUCUCAAGAUCGCAUCGGAUGCAGGCGUUACCAUGUGUUAUGGCUCGGAUCUCUUGGGCCCGUUGGGCGCUGCUCAAACACAGGAAUUCCAAUUGCGUUCGCAGGUACUCUCGCCGCUUGAGGUCCUGCGCAGUGCGACUAUCAACCCGGCGAGGAUGAUGAGCUGCGAUGAUAGUCUCGGUCAGAUUAAAGAGGGCUUUGAGGCCGAUUUGCUGGUUUUAAGCAAAAACCCUUUGGAGAACGUAACUAUCUUUGACAAGCCUGACGAACAUGUUCUAGCUGUCAUGAAGGCGGGACGUGUUUAUAAGAGCCGGUGGGCUGCGCUCCCCGAGGAUGGCGCAACUCCGGUGAGGCUAUGA
This is a messenger RNA of Aspergillus oryzae RIB40, 1335 nucleotides long. RefSeq lists its product as uncharacterized. Gene Ontology annotation, molecular function: hydrolase activity, acting on carbon-nitrogen (but not peptide) bonds. Lineage: Eukaryota; Fungi; Ascomycota; Eurotiomycetes; Eurotiales; Aspergillaceae. Bases 1 to 1335 code for a protein of 444 amino acids. The transcript has a single exon. The record is from RefSeq and is a predicted model, not a curated record.